Dioscorea cayenensis subsp. rotundata (Guinea yam) is the source of this 1004-nucleotide messenger RNA. Its product is annotated as putative pentatricopeptide repeat-containing protein At3g23330. Gene Ontology annotation, molecular function: RNA binding; protein binding; zinc ion binding. Lineage: Eukaryota; Viridiplantae; Streptophyta; Magnoliopsida; Dioscoreales; Dioscoreaceae. The transcript has a single exon. The record is from RefSeq and is a predicted model, not a curated record. Bases 88 to 858 code for a protein of 256 amino acids. Gene Ontology annotation, biological process: RNA modification.
GAGAGAGAAAAACAGAGGAACCAAAUCAGAUAUUAUAAGUGUAUUAUAAAAACUCCAUGAAAUCCUUGCAUUGCCUAAAAAAUAGCAAUGAAAAUGAUUCAAAGUCCUUCAGCAACAUCUUCAUUCUCAAAUAAGAUUUCCUUUUCAUCUCCAUUGUCUUUGAGAUCAUCCAAGCCUUCUUCAGCCAUCUCCUUCGCUUCAUCCAACCAUGGCCACCAGAGUUCCACUCUCGAAUCCCUCUGCAAACAAGGCAAGCUGAAUGAAGCCUUCCAAACCAUUCACCAAAUGGAAAUCCAAGGCCAUGCAGCCAAACCAUCAACCCUUGUUCUACUACUCCAAGCUUGUGCCGAAACCCGCUCAUUACUCUCAGUGAAAAAGGCUCAUCAAUGCAUUGUGAGAUCCUCAAGAAGCAAAUGUAGUAAAACUUUGGUUCAUAAAUUGGCAGAAGUUUACUGUAAACUUGGUAGCAUUGAGGAUGCACGGAAGGUGCUUGAUGAAAUGCCUGCAAAACAAAAAGUGAAUAAAAAACAAGUUUUUGCAAAGGUUAGAGAGUUACAUGAGCAAAUGAGAGCAGUUGGUUAUGUGCCGGACACACGGUACGUGUUGCAUGACAUUGAUGAAGAAGCAAAGCGGAGAGCUUUGAUGUAUCACAGUGAGAGGCUAGCAAUUGUUUAUGGGUUGAUGAACACUCCUCCGGGAACUACAUUGAGGGUGAUGAAGAACUUGAGGAUAUGUGGAGAUUGUCACAAUGCCAUUAAGAUCAUUUCCGAAAUUGUGGGCAGGGAGAUCAUUGUGAGGGAUAACAAGAGGUUUCAUCACUUCAACCAUGGUGUUUGUUCUUGUGGGGAUUAUUGGUGAAACAAGAACUUUGAAAAUUUGUUUAGUUCUAUGUUUUUGUGUUUUUUAAUAUUUAAUUUUAAAAUCAGUUUAUUUUUUUUAUUUUUUUUUGUUUUUAACCCCUGGUUUUUCAGAGUUAUAGGUUUUGUAUCAGAUUGGGAUGAGGU